Messenger RNA from Pistacia vera, 1700 nucleotides. RefSeq lists its product as uncharacterized. Bases 351 to 1262 code for a protein of 303 amino acids. The transcript has 3 exons. The record is from RefSeq and is a predicted model, not a curated record. NCBI's taxonomy places the organism in Eukaryota, Viridiplantae, Streptophyta, Magnoliopsida, Sapindales, Anacardiaceae.
UUUCGCCUUUCAUCCUUUGGGUUUCGUAGCAAGAAAAUCACAACCUUUGUUCUUUCCCUUUGGAUCACAAUACGAACACCAGAAAAAAGAAAAAAAAAACACAAACAAAAAAAUAUCGAAAACGUUCUCGCAAAAACAAAAGAUCAUUUCAAGUUCCGAGCGGAAAUGAAAUCUGCACAAAUUUUUUUCUGAAAAUUCCCACAAAAUUCAACAACUUAGUAACGAGCAUUUUGUUUCGUUUGACGCUUGUACCGAAUCAAGCGGAGGAGGUUAUGUUAUUGUUGUUGUGAUCAGACGGUGGGGGAGAGAGGCUGGGGAAUUGGCGAGGAGGAAACGGCAUCGGAUUGGCCAUGGAAUUGCUGUGCGCGACGAGGACCACGGGCGACCUUUGGGCUCGGGGAAUCGGAGGAGGUUUCAGCCAUGAGAGCGAGCAUGAUUUGGCUCUCAUGGUCAGUGAUUUUCUCGAAAACGGAAGCGGCGGCACCGAUUCUCGCUGUAGCAGCGACUCCGAUUCCGGUUUCUCCGAUCUCGCACACCUCGCAGAUAAAAUCUCCUUUUACAAGCAUUCUGUGCCGCGGUAUGAGAUGGACUUGAUGUCGGUGGUUAAUUCCCUCAUAUUGUCCAUUAAAGAGACAGACCUUCACGUUGUCAAGUCAGGCCAAUGUAACGGUAGCUGCAUUAGGUUUUCUCUGGUAAAGCUCUUGAGACUUUCUGGUUAUGAUGCUGCUGUGUGCUCCACGAGGUGGCAGGGUAGUGGGAAGGUGCCAGGAGGGGAUCAUGAAUAUAUUGAUGUGCUAAAUUACAGUAGUACCGGGAGUUCUGAGCGUUUGAUCAUUGAUAUUGACUUUCGAAGCCACUUUGAAAUAGCUAGAGCUGUUGAUUCUUAUGAUAGAAUAUUGAAAUCGCUUCCAGUUGUGUAUGUGGGGUCCUUGGUAAGGUUGAAACAGUUCCUUCAGGUUAUGGUUGAAGCCGCAAGAUCUUCUUUGAAUCAAAAUUCAAUGCCUCUUCCUCCCUGGAGAUCUCUUGCUUAUUUGCAAGCGAAGUGGCAGUCCCCCAACCAGAGACUUUUUGAACCGGAUGAACAGAAUAUCAAUUGCACCUGUUCUUUUGAUCAUAAACAGUGCAGAGGACACUUAAAAAGGCUGCAGUCUUCUCUGCAUUCUGAAAUUGAAUCAGAGCGAUUUUUGAAGCCGAUAAACAGUGAUAAUAACCGGAGGUUGAAAAUUGAGAGGCAUCGGCAUUCCUUGUUGAGACCUUUUUGAGAGGUACAAAUUUUGACCUUGGAGAUUCAAGUUCCUUCUGAGAGUGUAAUUCUAUUGCGGCCUUCUUUUCAGUGAUAUUUAUUUUCCACAUGUUAAAUAAGUGAUAACCAGCAGGCACUGCUAACAGUAAUAAACAGUAAUAUGGCGAGACAUCUUCCUUCUUUACAUCUCAAGUUGAUGAGCGAUACAAUUAUCUUUCAUUUUCUUUUUGCGUUUGUAUCAAGUUUUCGGAGCUGCAUGUCCAUUUUCUUUAUGUUUGAUUGAACUUACCGUAAACCAGUUGGGUUGGUACCACUAUUAGCGAAUUGUUCAGUAGAUUCUUCCUGGGUUUUGCAUUCUUAUCUUGAAUGUAUUCCUCGCCCCUUAUUAUAUGGGUUUUGGAAAGUUUUGCAAUUAUAAUUUUUUCUUAUAUUUUUAGAAUGUUUCUGCCUUUGAUGA